Molecule: messenger RNA, 1296 nt
Organism: Puccinia triticina
Lineage: Eukaryota; Fungi; Basidiomycota; Pucciniomycetes; Pucciniales; Pucciniaceae
Exons: 4
Coding region: 1-1296 (431 amino acids)
Biological process (GO): biosynthetic process
Molecular function (GO): transferase activity; pyridoxal phosphate binding
Source: RefSeq, a predicted model, not a curated record
AUGGUCAAUGUGAACGCCGCUCUACCUGAGCAUUUCUCACUCGACAGAGUCAUCAGGCCCAACAUCCUCUCCUUGACGCCCUAUCGCUGUGCACGGGAUGAUUACGACCGUGGAAUUUUACUAGACGCUAAUGAAAACUCCCUCGGCUCAGCGUUAUCACCCGCCCAGGAUUCUAAGAAAGAAGACGUACCAGCCCAACAACUUUCUCUUGAGAACGGGGAAUUAAAUAUCCGCUCGCUUUCGUUGCACCGAUACCCAUCACCAAGCCAGAUACCGAUCAAACGGAACCUCUGUGAUUACCGGAACUCGAUCCAACCAGAUCUCCCUCCACUCGAACCCGCAAACGUCUUUUUGGGGGUCGGGUCAGAUGAAAUACUCGACUUGUUAUUUCGGAUCGCUUGCAAACCCGGUGACUCUGAAGGAAUCGGUGAUCAGGUCAUCGUGACCCCGCCGACUUAUGGCAUGUACUCCGUUUGCGCAAAGGUGAACGACGUGGGAAUCGUCAAUGUCCCCCUAAAUGUGCAAGCUGGUGCCUUCACAGUUGACCUGGAACAUCUCGAUGAGCAAUUAUCGCAACAAUCAAGUUCCAGGCCGAUCAAGUUGCUCAUUCUAUGCUCUCCUGGCAACCCAACGGGAACAACAAUACCGUUGGACACGAUCGAAAAAAUCUUGCUGAAUCCAAAAUUUAACGGGAUCGUGAUUGUGGACGAAGCGUACAUUGACUUCGCUGGGAACGAGAAAAGCGCGAUCAAACUAGUCAGACAAGGCUGGAAAAACUUGAUAGUCACUCAGACUCUCAGUAAAGGUUUUGGCUUGGCUGGCAUUCGACUGGGAAUUGCUUACGGAUCGGCGGACUUAAUUCAAGUAUUAAACAACACCAAAGCACCCUAUACGAUCUCAUCGCCAACAUCUUCCCUAGGAUAUGAAGCAACCAAGCCGGAUAGACUGAAACAGAUGGAAGCCCACAUUAGCAAGAUCAACGAGAACCGCGAUUGGCUGCAGAAGGAAUUACCCACGAUCCCAGGUCUGGGCAAAAUCUUGGGACAGACGGAAGCCAAUUUCAUCUUGAUCCAAGUGAUGGCGUCCAAUUUGCAAACAAUUGUUGACAGUCAACGGGCUAAAAAGGUCUACAAGUCCAUGGCCGAGGAUUACGACCAUGACCGGACUCCGAUCGUCGUCCGAUAUCGCGGCGAUGAGUUGGGAUGUCAAGGAUGUCUCAGGAUCACCGUCGGUAGUCGGUCGGAGUGCGAAGAGCUGGUUGGGAAACUUAUCCAGACUCUUGAACUAAUUCAUUAA